AAAGCGCUCGCGCCCAGAGACGCUCAGUUUCACGCGGAUACUGAAGCAGGACGCAUUAACAGCAGCAUUACGCACCAACUCUCAUGUUGUGUAUGAAAAACGCGUUAUUUUUCGUUUGGAGAGAAACUCGCGCUUGUGGAUAUAUAAAGGCGAAACAGACGCGGCGCGUUCGGGGGUGUUGCGACGCGUUUCUCUCCAACUCGUUGCUGAUGCGCUUGAGCUGAGAGAGAAGACAGAAGGAAAGCUAUCCCAUCAAACAGACUGGUUGUGAGGGUUGCAUGUAGGCAGCAACAUGAAGCCCUUCCUCUCUCUACGGCUGCCCCUUCUCCUGUAUCACCUCCUGUCAUUCCUGGCACUGGGAAAUGCCUGUCCGAAAGACUGCUUUUGUCCUAUGGAAGACUCUGUGUUUUGCACAACUCGCAGGGACACAAACAUGCCCAGUGACAUGGACCCGACAAUCAGGAAUCUAUAUCUCUUUAAAAAUGGCAUAAAGACUGUGUCCCAGGAGGACUUGGAUGGGUUGAGAAACCUGGAGAUGCUGGAUCUAAGUCAGAACAAGUUGACCGAGCUGCCAGACCGUGUUUUCGAACCACUGUCCACUCUCCACAACCUGGACCUUUCAGGCAAUCAGAUUGUCCACAUAUCCCAGGAUAGCUUCGCUGGACUAUAUCUUCUGGAAAGACUUUAUCUCGGUAACAAUCUAAUCGAGAGCAUCCAUUCUGCAGCGUUUGAUGGACUGGAGCAACUGCUGGAGCUGAAGCUACAAGGAAACAAAUUGACCAUGAUACCUGCUCUUAAAAUGCCCCAUCUGCUUCUGCUGGACUUACGGUUUAAUAGCAUUCCAUCACCGGGGCCAAAUGACAUCCAGGCACCUAAAUUGGAGUCACUGAAACUGGGUGGGCUGGAGCUUAGCAGUCUAAAUGAGGAACUGCUGGGAAACUUUAGAAAUCUUCAUGAGCUGGACAUCUCCAAUAAUCACUUAACCAUCUUUCCACGCAUACUGCGGGAAGCGACAGGCUUGGUUACUCUUAGUUUGGCUGGAAAUCCAAUGGGCCCUCUAAACUGGGAUGACUUUGAAAAACUGUUAGAGCUUCAGGACCUAGAUAUCAGCAAUCUGAGUCUACAGGGGUUGCCAGAGAACUUAAUGCAUCUUUUUCCUCACCUGAGAAAACUGACUGUUGCUGAGAACCCUUUCAAUUGCCUUUGCAAUUUGGCCUGGUUUCCCAACUGGGUUCGGAAUAAACAGAUUCAGUUGGGUCGAACAGAAGAGACACGUUGCCACUUUCCCCUUUUAAAUGCUGGGAAGGUACUGGAGAGACUGGGACACAAAGAGUUUGGAUGUCCAGUGACAACAAUUCCUACGAAACGGGUAGUAAAAACCACUGCGGCACCUCCACGUCUGAUCACCAACUUACCGAGCACAACACGUGCAGUACUCCUUGCCAAACCUAGUGACAACUCUUCUUCUAAAACUGAAAAUGACCCUCCUCCUCCCCCUACCCCAAGUACUAGCAUUGACCCAGACCUAAGAUUAACCUUCUGUCCAUCCAAUAUCUGCCUGAAUGGAGGAACAUGUUCGCUGGACCAUCAGGGGCAGGUGAAGUGCAUCUGUCCUUCAUGGACAUCAGGGAUGUACUGCCAAGAAGAAGAAGAAGAAGAAGAAAAAGAAGAAACUCAGUUUGAGGACUUCCCUCCUGUGAUCAACACUCUCUCACCUGAAAUCGUGGCAACGAUGGUAACCACCUCCACCAUACUGCUAGACAUUCAUCAGUACAUUGAGAUGCGCCCACACAUACGUGGAGUACGGCUAACUUACAGAAACCUCUCAGGACCAGAUAAACGUCCCAAGAGCCUCAACGUUCCACCUUCUUACCCUGAGUACACACUGCGUGGACUCCAGCCGAACUCCACCUACUUUGUAUGUGCCAGUCCACUUGAUGAGCCUGAGAACAUGGAUAGUGUAUGCACAGAGGCUAAGACAGUUAGUCAGCAAUCAACACAGAGGGAAGCACAAGUUUUGGACGACUCAAAACUCACAACGAUGCUCAUCCCGGCAGUCGCCAUACUUCUUCUCUUAGGUCUAGUAGCCAUUGCUGUUGGGGUUGCUUGCUACAUGCACAAAAAGAAAUUAAAGAACCAUCUGGACUUAGAGUGUCAUCCCUCGCAGUUGGAGCUAGAGGGUAUGGACAAUGGGGCAUUACCUCAGAAGCAGGACAUCAUCUCCUGUCCAUCAAUAAUGCAGAAUGGUGGUUUGGACUAUGAGGUGCCACUCAUGCAGGAUCAUUGCACUUCCAACAACAACACGAACAAUUUGAAGCUCUCUUAUUUCGGAUAACUAAAGAAUUGAGUUCUUAACAUGCUAAAGAUGGCCGUUGGCUUGCCUUAACCUUUAAAUAAAACUGUACCUUUGAGUGGGACCAACCGCCAGGUUCUCUGGAAAGAGAUUGUGGCAUUUAUGUAGGUCAUCCCUGGUGCAAAAUGGCGUUCCCUUAAGUGCCUUUUUAUAUGUCUGAUAAAAAAAUCUCAAUUUUUAAAUAGUAGCCACUCCUAAAAGGACACAAGGCUGACUGAAAAAUGUUGGUGAUGAUGUGUAGCACCUGUGUGCAGCUCUAUUGAACUGUACUUACUGUGAACUCAAAGUCCUACAUGCGAGAGUAGGCAACUGAAGACAUGGACUUCUAAAGUCAAACGAAGGCUGAUGUUUGUGAUACCUUUUUUAACUGAUAUGUCUUGUGAAGUUGCAUUUUUCUAUUUGCUUGGACUAUUUUAUAUUUACUUUUUGUACAAAAUCGUGACUGUUACCAGGCUGCUCCUCCCCCAUCUCCCCCUGACUUAAAAAGCAGACAAAACACAGGAUUGAAAACUUUGAAGAUUAAAAUGUACGACAAAGUGAAUCAAAGGCUUUACUUGGAUUGACUGACUUUAGGUAGUCAAUAGUCUGACUCGAAACUAAAUCCCUCCUCUAUUUUUUAACCCCUAUCGCCACCACUGCCCAGAAAAAUUAGACACAACUAUAGUUAAACCGGCUGACAGCUAAAUCAGAAGGAGAUGUAUAUACACAAUGCUCUGUUUAUAAAACACUAGAAAACUUUCAUCAGAGGCUAUACAGAUGUGUCAUACUAACGGAAAACCUUUUUAACCAUUUAUGUACCAAACAAUGGUUCAAGAUUGAGAUUCCGCAUCUGUAUGCAAUAGUAUUCUUUGCACUAUUUACCAUUAACUUCACAUGCUUAUACAUUCAAAACACUAUUUGAAAAGUUGAGCUUUUUAAGUGUAGCUACAGCAGUGGUUCUCAAAGUGGGGGGCGGGCACAAGGGGGCCCAGUUUUAUGACAUUUUAUUUUAUUAACUUAUCAUAAAUUCUGUGUAAUUAAACAUCACAAAACAAGGAUACAAACAAUUUAAUUAUUGAAUGUUUUGUUUUGUUUAAUUCAAAUUCUAAGUGUAAGAAGGUUUUAUGUCAUGACUUUUCUUGGGGGAGGAUGCAAAGAGAUUGGUUUGGGAACCACUGAGCUACAGUAAGGUGUGACUGAUCUAAACUGAACCAAAACCAGUAAAAAAAAAAUGCAAACACACUCCAAAUCUUCAUAAUCUAUCGCUUGUAUGCAAAGUGGAAAUGUGAACAAAAACAAUUUACCAACAACCAUGAUAUCACCGACUUUUGUGAAACGUAAAAUGACGGACGAGUUACAGAUAUUGUAGGUCAUUAUGAGUUUUUAAAUGUUUUGUGUACCUGAAAAUGCCAAAGUGAAAGACAGUGUGAGCUGUGCUGAUUUACCUCUGUGAGGAAAUGUGUUACUAUUUUAGCACUUGUUCUACCACCUGUCACAAUAUAGUCAUUGUUCAUACCUUUUGUUUUUAUAAAAUGUUAAACAGGAUUGUGCUUACAGGUCCAUCUGCUGCCUUCUGCUUUAAAGAAGGAUCCAAACUGGAAAACGAAUCUUUUUAACAGUAUGAAGUAUUGAAAAUAUUUGUGAAUAUUUUUGAUAAGACCUGCCUCUAAUUUUCCCUGUUUAAUUUGGGAAGUUCUUUUUAUAUGCGUCUACGUUGAAAUGUGUGUAUAU
Molecule: messenger RNA, 4063 nt
Organism: Misgurnus anguillicaudatus (oriental weatherfish)
Lineage: Eukaryota; Metazoa; Chordata; Actinopteri; Cypriniformes; Cobitidae
Product: vasorin
Cellular component (GO): plasma membrane
Molecular function (GO): protein binding
Source: RefSeq, a predicted model, not a curated record